Verticillium nonalfalfae is the source of this 1770-nucleotide messenger RNA. RefSeq lists its product as uncharacterized. Gene Ontology annotation, biological process: transmembrane transport. The coding region runs from base 1 to 1770 and encodes 589 amino acids. The record is from RefSeq and is a predicted model, not a curated record. Lineage: Eukaryota; Fungi; Ascomycota; Sordariomycetes; Glomerellales; Plectosphaerellaceae. The transcript is spliced from 2 exons. Gene Ontology annotation, molecular function: transmembrane transporter activity.
AUGGCUUCGCCGCCGGAAACCACACCCGUCGAGGUCAAGCCGACCCAAGUACACGCCCAACCUCAACCACAGCCGCAGCUGGAGAAGAGCGACGACACCACCUCGACAGAGGUGCCCACCCACGACCCCAUUGAUGAGAAGGCAUCAGUCGAUAGAGAUAGAGCCUUUGAUGAAAAGACACUUGACGACGGCGCAGCGGAGAAGCCCGUCGAGAAAAGUCAAGAUGAGCCAGCCGCGGAUGCAAACGCCAACGGCUCCGUCGAAGAUGAAUCCAUCUACCCCAAAGGCCUCAAGCUCACGCUCAUUCUCACUUCACUGUGCCUCGCGGUUUUCCUCGUCGCCCUCGACCAGACAAUCAUCGCCCCGGCCCUGGGCGCCAUCACGGCGCAGUACAACUCGGUCGGCGACAUCGGCUGGUACGGCUCUGCCUACCUCUUGACCACGACAGCGCUGCAGCCCCUCUAUGGUGCCAUUUAUAAGCAUUUCAACGUCAAGAUCGCCUUUCUCAUCGCCAUCUUCAUUUUCGAGGUCGGCAGCGUCGUCACCGCUGCCGCGCCCACCUCGACCGCUUUCAUCAUCGGUCGUGCGGUUGCUGGCAUCGGCACAGCUGGUCUGUUCUCCGGAUCCAUCGUCAUCCUGUCCUACACCAUGCCGUUGCCCGGCCCUCUUCUCGGCGGUGCCCUGACUGACCAUGCCACCUGGCGCUGGUGCUUCUACAUCAACCUGCCCAUCGGAGGCGUCGCCAUGGCCGUCAUCGUCUUCUUCCUGCAUCUGCCCAAGAAUUCGCACAAUCUGCAGGGCCUCACCGUCAAGGAACGUGUCAAGCGACUCGACAUAAUCGGUGCCCUCCUCUUCUUGCCGGCCAUCGUCUCCCUCCUGCUCGCCCUGCAGUGGGGCGGCAACAAGUACAAAUGGAAUGCUCCCACGACCAUUGGCCUGUUCGUCUGCUUCGCCGGCCUGCUCGUUCUCUUUGGCGUCGUUCAGCUGCGCAAGGGUCCCAACGGCACCCUGCCCCCUUGGCUUUUCCGAAAUCGCAAUGUCGUCUGCGCCAUGCUCUUCGCUUUUUGUUUUGGCGGUGCCUUCUUCCCGCUCAUCUACUAUCUCAGUCUGUACUUCCAAGCCGUGCAGGGCGUGUCGGCCGUCCAGGCCGGCAUCAAGAUUCUCCCACUGCUCCUCUCUGUCGUCCUGUCUUCCAUCGUCAGCGGCGCGCUCAUCUCCUGGCUCGGCUACUACAGCGCCGUCACGCUCCCCUGCCUCGCCCUCUUCGUCGCUGGCGCCGGCGCGCUGACGACUCUCGACGUCGGCACUGGUCUGCCGAAGUGGUUCGGCUUCCAGGUUCUCGCCGGCCUCGGCGUCGGCCCAGGCUUCCAACUCGGCGUCCUUGUCGUGCAGACGGUGCUCAAGCUCGAAGAUGUGCCAGUAGCCACGGCCUGCGUGCAGUUCUUCCAGGCCCUCGGCGGCGCAGUCAUGAUCGCCGUCGCGCAGUCACUGUUCCAGACGGGGCUCAUGGACGGCGUCCGCAAGAACGUGCCGGGCAUCGAGCCGCGCAUCUUCAUCAACUCUGGAGCUGAUCAGGUGCGGGAGCUUCUCGAGAGAUUGGGAAGGGAGGAUGCGCUGGGCGACGUUCUCGAUGCGUACAUGGUCGGACUCCGGGAUACGUUCUACGUCACUCUCGCGUGUGCGGCUGUUGCUUUUGUGGCGUGCGCUGGUUUGGAGUGGAAGAGCGUCAAGAAGGAUGGAAAUGGGGCAGCCGCUGUGGCCGCCGUCUAG